AUGGACGCCUCGACCAUGACGAAAGGCGAGUCUAGGCACACGGCCAUCGCCCAACUGGCCCCCCAACUGCCAGACCAACCCAGUCGCUCAGUACGGGGCGAAGUCACAAUCACUUGGCCGUACAGCAUUGCAACCCGCACAAGUGCCUUCAGACUCGUCGAGCCCGACUUCCGACUCCGCAACAACAAGGGCCAAAUUCGUAUCGAGUUCGUCGGUCCAGCUGGCCGCGCCGUGUCGGAAGCGGCCAUAGCAAGCGGCGAUCAGGUUGAGCUCAGCCUCGAGGGCGUGGAAUGGCUAAAGGCUACGCCGCCCGUUCGGCCGAAUGCUAGCGAGCAUGAGCUCAGGUUCAAGAAUAGGCUGCGUGCCAAAGUGCAGAGGGCCGAAGGCGGAGAUGAGAUUGUACUGGACAUAAACGCUGAAGAGGAAGAAGAGGAAGCACUCGUACAGCCGCCCGUGGAGGUCACGCCGAUGGACGAUCCUGCUUCACCGGUCAUGGAGCCACCGAGCUAUGCAUCUCUCACCACGCCGACUCCCACCGCGAAACGAUCCGCAACCCAAGCCUUUCUGGAGGAAGAGUUUGCAUCGCCAGCCUUCUUGAAGAGGGCAAGAGUAUCCUACGGGUCCUUGUGGGAAGGCGAUUUGGAGAGUUUGGAUGACGAGAAGCCAAGGAAGAAAAAGAAAAGUCGCUUCAGCAUGCACGCAAACUGGCGGUACACAAGCCGAUCGCCUAGCCCAGAGCCGGAGCGCCAUGACUUGGAGGAAGAUGGCAUGGUUGAGGACGUGCACGAGGACGACGGCGAGGAUGAGAUCCCAGUGACCUUUAUGAAGCUCCCGAAAGCGAAGACGAUGGUCGACGACGGUGUUCAACUUAGUCAGCCAGCAGACUCGCCCGCAGCUGCUUCGAGUCCUCCGGCCCAACAUGACCAAAGUGCGCCGACUGCGGAUAUGACUGUUCCUCGCGCCCCAUCACCGCCUGGUCCGGGGGUUUGGGGCUUGGACGGCAGUUCGCAGCCAGCUGGAAGUGCGACGACAUCACUCGUGUCACACUCCGAGGGCAUCACGGAGGGCGCUGGUUCAUUCAGAGAACAGCAUCCAUUUAAUACGCCCCAUGAGCCUCUGACAAACACAGCUGGCCAGCCGCCGCUGAGUAUGGCCCAUGAGGAUGCUGCGAGCACCUUGUUUGGAUUCUCGACAGCCCGCGAGCCCCAACCAGCCCCCAGUGCACCCAGCGGACAAGCCAAUAAUGUCUUUGCUUCGACCGAACUCUUUGGCACGGGCAAUGUCUAUCCCGAGCCAGACGACAACAAUCUUCGCGAGCAUACCAGCUACCCAGAUCCCGAUGACCGUGCACCUGCCGAGGAUUUUGACUUUGGCAUGCAGCACGACGUUGCUCCCUUUGCACCAUCGCAGCUCGAGCAAGCCCCUUGGUCGACAUUGACGUCCAUGCCACCUCAGAUGCCGCCGCCGACCAACACGAUGGAAAAUCCAGUCGUUCUCGACAGCUCCUCGCCACCACGCGAGCCAAGUGCUGACUUGCCGGGCGACAACAUCAACUACCAGCAGCCCAAGGCAGACGUGCAACGAGAAGAGGACGAGGACAGUGCGUGGUUGCCCCGUCGGUUCACUUCCGCAAGGGGCGCUACCACGCAAGGGACAGAUGUCGGGAGCACAGAGGUGUCGGCACCUACGAGCCAAGUGGUCGAAGGCUCGGCGGAGAGUUCAGAUGGAGGCUCAGUGGCAGGCGAAGACUACGAUCUACGCAACUACGACACGGCCCAGGAUGACGAUGUCAUUGAGACUGACGGGGAAGAGGGUCCUCCCUUUGACCAGAGUGACCCAGACGAGCAGGCUGUCGACUUUGAGGAGGACAGAGACGAAGAUUCGGCUGCUGAAGACGACGAACAAGCAGAACGGGACGUCGCUGGUAGUCGGUCUUAUCAGGGCGCUGAGGUCCUCAAGGGCGAGUUCGAGCAGGACGCUGGCGACUUUGAAGGCGGCGAAUACGAGAGUGGCAAUGAUUAUGAAGAUGAGGAAGACGACGAGGCCAUUGGAUACGGGUAUGAUGAGUCUGAGGAGGUCGACGAGGAUGACGAAGAGGAAGAGGAAGAGGAAGAGGAAGAGGAAGAGGAAGAGGAGGAGGAGGAGCCACCUGCGCCCUCAGCCCCGGUGUUUGUAUCACUACUAUCCGAUUCAGAGGAUGAUGAGCCGCCGCCACCCAAAACUGCGCCCACUCGAAUCGAACAAGCGCAGCCAUCGUUGGCAGCCGUUGAGCUCCAACUCCACAGGCCCUCAAAUGUUCGCGUCGAGGCCGAGGGAAGCGAGCAACAGAAGGCACUCACAGAGAAAGACGACUUCACAGCUCCUGCUAUCUCUCACCAGACGGCAGAAAGUGGAGAUGAUGAAAGACAUGACAUGCCCGCUCAAGUUCCUGAAGAAAUAGUCGUCAAGGCCUCUCGAGAACACGCCGAAGAGGCGGACGACGAGACCUCGGAUCCUGAUACGCCAACGGAUUCUGAUGUCGAGUAUGACUACACUGACAAUCAUGUGGAUGAGCGACCUGAUGCCACCAUGGAGACGGAGGCACAGAAAGAUGCCGGGCAAGAAGAAGAGACGCCAAUUCCGACCCGUAAUGAAGAUAUGGGCACCGAGCUAAGUGCUGACGUCCGGGUGCAUUUCCAGCAGCAGCAGCAUGAUGCACCAUCGUCUCCUGUGGUCUUUGAAGCAGAUCGAAUGUCUAUCGACAAAGUGCAGCCCUCAGACAAUCAGCCUACCGGGGAGCAGCAAGAACCUUCUGACAAGGAGGUACAGGAUGAAGACCGGCCGACUCCUACGAUCUCGUCCGCCGUCAUAGACCAUGCACCUGUCUCGGUCGGUCAAGAGGCUCCUAGCCCCGUGCAAGCUGAUCAGCCGGAGUUCAUCGACGAUUCCAUGAGCCUCGUUGACUCGGGCCGGCUUCGUCACAAUGCAGCGCAGCUAGUAGAACAGAGCCUGGCGACCCAGCUCGGCGUGGAAGGCCAGUUGGGCAACGCGAACACCGUCAUUGAGGUCAUGGAGUCAUCCGUCGUCAUACCAUCACAGCCUUCACAUGAGGAGCAGAAUGCGCUGGGUUUGGAGGGGUCUGCAACGAAGAAGUCAGAUAUGGGCGACGUGGCAGACAGUGCUGAAAACGUUGAGAAGAACAGUGAGGCAGAGGCCGAGGCCCAGCAACACAUGACUUCAGACGCCCAAGCGGAGGUGGUAGUAGAAACACCCAAGCCGCAAGGGAUUGCAACUUCUACCGCCGAAGCUCAACAACCCACGCACGCAGACGCCGAGCCGCUUGAGCGCGACGCCCCGUUAGCCAAACCCGCAGGCGAUCAGCGAAACCAACAGCUACCGACGCCUCGUGAAACACAACUUAGUGAUGAAAACGUCGUGCACAACGACGACCGGGGCUUGGAAGAGCCCAGGCACGAUGAGGAAGACGAAGAAGAAGAGUACUCUAUGCUCGCAGAGCAGCAGAUAAUGUCCGAGUACGAAUCUACGCAGAACCUCGAAACUACCAAAGACAAUGCCGCCGAUGCCACCACAGAUGAGGCCCCAGUGCCAUCCACCGAGGAAAAAGCCAUUGACAGCAUCGAAGCGGAAGCGGCUGACGAAGCCAUGCGUGAGGUCAUUGGGGACGAUCCGACGGAAGAAGAAGUCUUUGAGUACGUGGAACAACGGGCCAAGAGCGAGGCCCUGGAGGAGGUGACAGCAGACGAGCGGACCACCCAAGCUGCAUCGCACGAUGGCUCGGCAGACCAGAGCUUCAACGACCUUUCCGACUCUCAAGCUCAUAGAAUGACAAGGUCAAAGGUCAAAGUCGGAACUAGCUCACGGCGGGAAUCGGGUCUGUUCCAUUCACUGCGCAACCGGGACCACCGUAAGAGCACACCCUUGGUCGCAGGAGAAGACGGAGACCGACCAGCUCUGACAGCCACGGCCCUCUCCCACCUACGCAACGCGCAAGAUGAGGCCACAUCUCCGCCGACAAUCCACGUCACGAGGAGUAUGGGCCAAGACGCGAACUCGAGCUCCGAGGCCGAGCCGCUCCCAACCCUCCAUGUUACGGGCGCGGAAGUUGAGGAUUACGACCCUAGCCUGCGCCUGGCGAUGGCAUCUGAGACGCCAACACCAGAGGCUAGAAGGCAUGCCGCACCUGAGCGGGGGGCGGAAGCAUCUCCCAAGGCAAGACGCAACCGCCGAAGCCGGACGCCCGAACCAAAGUUGGAGACGCGACAGGCGGCUUCCAGCAGUUCGCCUACAGCAGCGCGUCCUACCAGCCACAACCUCCGGAGUCACUCGCCGGCCACGGCAGAGGGUGGGAAGGAGAAGGAGACCAUGACCAGCCUCAAGCAGAAGCUCGGCAAGCAGCUUCGCGAAACUCUGCCUGAUUAUCUCAACCUCAGCAAUUUGCGCAGUCACCUGAACCGGGUGGCCGACUACUUGGCCGUUGUCACCGCGACGCCCGCGCCUUCGGAACGUGUUAAGAACGGACCAAAGGACUUUAUGCUUGAGCUCAUUCUGACAGACCCCUCCUCGGCAUCUUCUACGACAGGUUCAGCCGUGGUGGUCGCCAAUGUCUUCCGUCCGCAUAAGAAGGCCCUGCCCACCGUGCAUGCCGGGGAUAUCAUUCUGCUCCGGCGGUUCCAAGUGCAGGCUAUGGCGGGCCGCGGAUACGGUUUGCGAUCUGUGGAUGCUUCUGCAUGGGCCGUUUUCGAGAAGAGUGACCACGAUGGACUGCCGCAGAUCAGAGGGCCACCAGUGGAGAUUAACGAUCCAGAGUUCAAGUAUGUCGAGGGGCUACGGAGGUGGUGGACCAUGGUCGAGAAGGACGAGAAGAUGCUGGGCAAGGUGAAAAAGGCGGCCGCGGACAAGGCCAAGAAAAGCAAAGGGAGAUGA
Emericellopsis cladophorae is the source of this 4923-nucleotide messenger RNA. RefSeq lists its product as uncharacterized. The transcript has a single exon. The record is from RefSeq and is a predicted model, not a curated record. Gene Ontology annotation, molecular function: DNA binding. NCBI's taxonomy places the organism in Eukaryota, Fungi, Ascomycota, Sordariomycetes, Hypocreales, Bionectriaceae. Gene Ontology annotation, cellular component: chromosome, telomeric region. The coding region runs from base 1 to 4923 and encodes 1640 amino acids. Gene Ontology annotation, biological process: telomere maintenance.